Oldenlandia corymbosa var. corymbosa is the source of this 1008-nucleotide messenger RNA. The record is from the annotation of a GenBank genome assembly. Lineage: Eukaryota; Viridiplantae; Streptophyta; Magnoliopsida; Gentianales; Rubiaceae.
AUGGAUAGAGAAGAUAAUAGUAACUCUCCUAGAAAACCACCAGUGGUAGUAGCCGCCACGGCCGGUGGUGGCGGAGGAAACGGUAGUGGUGGUGGUGGUGGCAAUAGUGAUAGACUAAAAAGAGAUGAAUGGAGUGAAGGGGCUGUUUCGAGUCUUCUUGAAGCCUAUGAAGAAAAAUGGAUACUUAGAAACAGAGCAAAACUCAAAGGUCAAGAUUGGGAAGAUGUGGCCAAGCAUGUCUCAGCAAGAGCAAAUUCAACCAAGUUGCCUAAAACUCAAACGCAGUGCAAGAACAAGAUUGAGUCCAUGAAGAAGAGGUACAGGUCGGAAUCUGCCGCUGCUGACGGCUCCUCCUGGCCGCUGUAUUCCAGGCUUGAUCUCUUGCUACGUGGGAAUUCUCAUCCUCCACCAACACCAUCACAUCCUCCUCCUCCUCCUCCACCACCAGCACCACUUCCACCUCCGGUUGCUUCCCACCCUUCAUUAGUAUUCCAUGAUCCACCUCAGCAGCAUCCCUCAGCAGCUCCCGCUGGACUAGCUAUGGCUCAACAGGGGACCAUUAAUCCACAAGUUUCCCAUGAUUCCAAUGGUUGUGAACGAGUUGUCAAGGAAGAUGGAGCUGGUGUUCCCAAUUUUUCCAAUCCAGAAUCUGGUAAAGAUGCCGUUGAGACGGAUAGCAGCACUCCAGCUAUAUACAGUGACAAGGAGAAGUUGAAGUCGAAACAUACAAAGAUAAGAAUAGAAAAGAAGAAGCACAGAAGGGAAAGUUGUGCCAUUGCAGACAGCAUUAGACUGUUGGCAGAAGUUGUGGUGAGAUCAGAGCAAGCCAGAAUGGACACAAUGAGGGAGUUAGAGAGGAUGCGUGCCGAAACAGAGGCCAGAAGGGGGGAAAUGGACCUCAAGAGAACUGAGAUUAUUGCCAACACUCAACUGGAGAUUGCUAAGCUCUUUGCUGGGAUUGCCAAAGGGGGUGCCGUUGAUCCCUCUUUGAAAAUAGGAAGAAAUUGA